This is a messenger RNA of Saitoella complicata NRRL Y-17804, 1626 nucleotides long. RefSeq lists its product as uncharacterized. The record is from RefSeq and is a predicted model, not a curated record. Gene Ontology annotation, cellular component: cytoplasmic stress granule; cytosol. Lineage: Eukaryota; Fungi; Ascomycota; Saitoellomycetes; Saitoellales; Saitoellaceae. Gene Ontology annotation, biological process: positive regulation of translation. The transcript has 3 exons. Bases 1 to 1626 code for a protein of 541 amino acids. Gene Ontology annotation, molecular function: RNA binding.
AUGAACUCAGAAACGACUGCCCAAGACUCUACUGCCGCUGCCCCGGCCGUUGAGGUCCCUAUUAUCCAGACUGCGUCUUCGACCGCUUCUGUCGAGUCUUCUACCGUCGCUGCUUCUACUGAGUCUUCUGACGACGCUGCUACCGUCAACACCGAGAAUGUCGAGGCCGACGCUGCUGCUGAGAAGGAGGAGAAGCCUUUCGUUCCUGCUCCGGCACCAAAGGUCAACAUCUGGAAAGUGAGAGCGGAGGAGCUGGCUAAGCGUGCACCGGCGCCUGCUCUUACCGUCGAGGAACCCGUUGAGGAGAAGGUCGAGAAGAAGGAGGAGAAGAAGGACAAUGAAAAGAAGGAGAAGAGAGGGAAGAAGGGUAGCAAGUCCAAGAAGGAUGAUGCCAAGUCUGAAAAGAAGGAUGACAAGAAAGACGAAAAGAAGGAGGAGAAGACCGAAACCGCUGCUCCUGCGGAACCUAAGCCCAAGAAGUCCCCUCUAGUCGUCUACGACGAAUCUUUGCCAGCCCCUACAUCUGUCCCCGGAGCCGCCCUCGCCGCUGCUGCCGAUCUCGCAUUCGACGACCAGUCUUCCUUCCCCACCAUCGACAUCGCCAAAUCCGCCGACCAAAAAGCGCCAAAGAAGACGAAGAAGCCCACCGCCAAGGCGGACAAGAAGGAGAAGUGGGUCAGUCUUACGCCUACGAUCGUGCAUGCUACUCCAUUGCCGGGUAAGGGACAGAGGAUGCGGGAAGGAGCUCAGGGACAACAGCAACAGAGGGGUCAGAGGAGGCAAGGACAGAACAGGGAGGGCGGUGAACAGCAGCAGGGAAAGAGAGUUCAGGGACAGAGGCGGGGAAGCCAGAGUGCUAAGAAGCCCCAGGCUCAGCAGGCUCAGGACAAGUCCGCUGAGACUGCCGCCGUCGAGAAGAAGGAGGAGGCUUCUGAUGCGGCUGCUGCUCCGGCUGAGAACAAGAAGGAGGAGGAGGUCGUCGCGAAUGGUGUGAACGCACAACAGCAGCAACCCGCUCAGCAGCAGCAGCAACAGCAGCGUGGUCCCCGCCCGCCGAGGCAGUUCAACAACAACAACCGUGUCAGCGGUGGACCUAUGUACACCGGUGCACCCCAACAUCAGCAUCACGGCCAGAGACGUGGUGGAAGGAUGGGUGGACAGUACAGGGGUGGAUGGGAUAUGCAGGCGCAGAUGCAGCAGAUGCAGCAGUGGGAUAUGAGGCCGUACAUCCUCGGACAAAUUGACUACUACUUCUCCCUCGACAACCUCUGCAAGGACCUCUUCCUCCGAAGACAUAUGGACGGCGAGGGUUGGGUCGCUGUUGCCUUCUUGGCUAACUUUAACCGCGUGAAGCAGUUGACGCUCGAUGAGAAGGUUGUCCGGGAGGCGUGUAGGGGAAGUCAGAUUGUUGAGGUUAGUCAGGAUGGUGAGAAGGCUAGGAAGAGGGAGGGGUGGGAGAUGUGGGUUGUGCCUGAGGCGGAAAGGUUGGUUUUCGAGAGGCCUGCGCCUGUUGCUGCGGGUGCGGCUGCGGGUGCUGAGGAGAAGAAGGUCGAGGAGGAGGAUGUUAAGGUGAACGGUGUACAUGAGGAGGAGAAGACGGAGGUUGUUGCUGAGGUUCAGGCUUGA